AUGGAUAAAGAAAAAAAUGAUAAAUCUAAUGUACCUGUAUCAACGAAAACAACAUUUACAUCAUCUAUUGUUGACUUUACAACCAAAUUUUCAAAGGAAAUCAAAGAGUUAAUAUCACAUAUCGAUCGUGUACAUCAGCAAUUCCGUGCUGCGAAAGAAGUGAGGCAGAUAGCGAUGGAACAGGAAGAUACAAUUACAAUACAUUUGGACUGGUCCGAAAACUUUAAACUGAAGCAAGCACGUCGAGAAAAAGCAUCAUAUUAUUACGAGCAUCACAUAUCAAUCUUAAGUGGUUAUGUAUGGAAGAAAAAUGAUUGCUUUAGUUUUGGUUCUAUAUCGGAUGAUACUAACCACAUGUUUGAAGCUACUUGGGCUGCUUUACAGCCUUUGCUAGACUUAUUCAAGAAUGACGUGAACACAAAAAUAACAAAUUUAAUUUUUAUAUCUGACUCACCGGUGUCUCAGUAUCGCAACAAAACCGCCUUCUAUUGCUUAAAAAAAUAUGCUACUGAUCAUCAUAUGACAAUGAAAUGGAUUUAUCUCGCAGCUGGUCAUGGUAAAGGCGUGGCGGAUGGCGUUAGCGCUGCUAUCAAGAAAAAGAUGGAUGACGCUGUCACUUUUCAUCCCGAUGAAGGAUUUAAUAAUGUUCUCGAUCUGUUUAAUGUCAUUAAAGAUAAGACAAACAUCAAACAUUCCACUUACAAAACAGAAGACAUUGAUUUUGUGGCAAAAAUUAUACCAACGUUAACAGCUGUAAAAGGAACUGCAACUCUUCAUCAAGUAACAGUCAAAAUAGAUGGAGAAUUAUAUGGAAAAGAUACUUCUUUUAGUCGUGAACGAUUGCUGUGA
This is a messenger RNA of Adineta ricciae, 849 nucleotides long. The record is from the annotation of a GenBank genome assembly. Lineage: Eukaryota; Metazoa; Rotifera; Eurotatoria; Adinetida; Adinetidae.